CUCGGUGUGUAUGUUGCCCAUCGACUCCGCCCACUCUGACCAACAUACCGUAUUACAUACCACAAGUAGUUGGUGUGCUCGGAGUGGUCGAACUAUUUAAAGGUGUGGACACACUUGGGGACUUUGCAGAUUGAGAGCUCCUAAAGUGCUUGGAAAUAAAAUCUCUCUCUACGUGCUUUGGCUGUAGAGUUCUCUAAACUGUUUAUAUAAUGGUGCGCCCCCCCUUUUCUGGUUGGCUGGCUUUAGGACUUGCCAGAAAGGCAGCCUUUGCAUAUUCUCAACGCUAUCCAGCUUCCCGGUACAGCACCACUUCGUCUGUUCAGAGAACUCCAUCCUUCAGUUAUGUGAUCGUGGGGGCAGGUUCUGCAGGAUGCGUGCUGGCCAACCGCUUAUCAGAGAACCCAUCUGAGUCUGUACUCCUUUUGGAGGCAGGGCCCAAGGACUUGCUUCUUGGGUGUACCCGCCUGUCAUGGAAGAUACACAUGCCAGCAGCAUUGACCUACAACCUCUGCAAUGACAAGUACAACUGGUUCUACCACACACUGCCACAAGCAGGAAUGGAUGGCCGGAUCAUGUACUGGCCUCGCGGUCGUGUCUGGGGAGGCUCAUCUUCAAUCAAUGCCAUGGUCUAUAUUCGUGGGCAUGCUGAGGACUACAACCGCUGGCACACCGAAGGUGCUGAGGGCUGGGACUAUGAGCAUUGUCUUCCAUACUUCAGGAAAGCCCAGAACCAUGAAUUGGGAGCGGAUCAAUACCGGGGUGGCAGUGGACCCUUGCACGUUUCUAGAGGCAAAACUGAUCACCCUCUUCACCAUGCAUUUAUCGAGGCUGCUCAACAGGCUGGUUACCCCUUCACCGACGACAUGAAUGGGUAUCAGCAGGAAGGUUUUGGCUGGAUGGAUAUGACCAUUUACAAAGGCAAAAGAUGGAGCACAGCAAGUGCAUACUUGUGGCCUGCUCUGUCCAGACACAACCUGAAGGCAGAAGUCAGAUGUCUGACUACACGGAUUCUUUUUGAUGGGACUCGAGCAGUGGGAGUGGAGUACCAACAGAAUGGUCAGACAAAGAAGGUAUUUGCUGAUAAGGAGGUCAUUGUCAGUGGUGGUGCCAUUAACUCGCCGCAGCUGCUUAUGUUGUCCGGGGUUGGAAAUGCUGACGAUUUGCGCAAAUUGGAAAUCCCCGUCGUGCAACAUCUCCCAGGUGUGGGAAGCAAUCUCCAAGACCAUUUGGAGCUGUAUAUCCAACAAAAGUGCAUUAAGCCUAUCACUCUGUACAAAGCUCAGAAACCAUUCCAAAUGGCUAAGAUCGGCUUGGAGUGGCUACUGCGCUUCACAGGUUCCGGUGCUACAGCUCAUCUGGAGAGUGGUGGUUUUAUUCGCAGUCGCCCUGGUGUCACUCAUCCCGACAUCCAGUUCCACUUCCUGCCAUCCCAGGUUAUCGACCAUGGCCGUGCCAUGCCCAAACUCGAGGCUUACCAGGUACAUGUCGGACCAAUGAGGAGUACGAGUGUUGGCUGGUUAAAACUAAAAAGCAGAAAUCCGCUUGACCACCCUUUGAUUGAACCCAAAUACCUCUCAACUGACAUUGAUGUUCAGGAGUUCCGGCAGUGUGUGAAGCUGUCACGCGAAAUCUUCGCCCAGCCAGCCUUCGAGCCAUUCAGGGGUGUUGAGCUGCAGCCUGGCAUCUCUGUGCAUUCCGAUGCUGAGAUUGACGCGCUUGUGCGGCAGAAAGCAGACAGCGCCUAUCACCCGUCCUGCACCUGCAAGAUGGGCCGAGACACCGACCCAAUGGCUGUUGUGGACCCUGAGACACGUGUUUAUGGCCUGCAGGGACUCAGGGUGGUGGAUGCCUCAAUCAUGCCCAGUAUGGUCAGCGGCAAUCUGAAUGCCCCCACCAUCAUGCUCGCAGAGAAGGCUGCCGAUGCAAUCAAGGGCCUUCCCUCGCUCCAUGAUCAGAAUGUACCUGUUUACAAGCCAGCCAGUCUGGAGACACAGAGAUGAGAGAACCUGCUAGGAUAAAAACGGAGAAGGAUGUGGAGGAAUUUCUGAGUACGUGCUAGGGGUGAUAUCACUGCACUGGAAUAAAGGGAAUAUAAUAUAGUGUUAAUAUACUGGCAUACUGGAAAAAAAAAAGUAGAGUGGUGCUUGAAAGUUUGAAUGCUAUAGAAUAGGAUACUUGGUUAUUUGUUUUAAGGACAGCAAUUCGAUAUUACAUAAUCUGUAAAAAGCAUUAAUUUUAGUAUAAGAAGUGUGCAGCAUUACUUCCACUAAACCCUUUCAGUGACUGUUGAUCAGCAUUGUCUUGAAGGUACUUCCUCUUGGAUGAAUUUUUAAAACAAUCAUCGAAGAACACGUUCAACGCUGGAAUAUUGAUAUAUUCCAUAUUGUCAUUGACAUGACUUGCUGCUUCAGAUCAUUCUUCUGGUAGAAUGAUUCGUGUCAUUGUCAGGUCAAAGACAGAUGUUGUGACAUUUUUCUUUAGAUUUUGCUGGUAUAAGUCAAAAUUCAUUAUUCCACUGAUUAUGGCAAGCCAUCCUGGACAAGAUUCAGCAAAACAGGCCCAAAGCAUUAGAAUACAAAUAUGUUUAAAGAAUGGGAAUUGGAUCUAAUGCUGGAACGCAGCACGUUCUUAUUUUUAAACAUUACGUUUUUUAUUUAAAUCAAACCUUCAAUUUUGCUCACAUCCUUUCACAUAAUAUAUUUACAAUAGCCUUCCAUGUACACCAUUGUAUUUCAGCCUGAUGGUGCACUUGAAACAUUAAUAUAAGCUAAUGUGAGAGAAGUCUUGAGUUGCUUAAAAGUUAAUUCAUUCUCUAUUACAGCAUUAUCUGUUUAAAGCUGCUUUUAGACAAUGUCCAUUGUUAAAAGUGCUAUACAAAUUGAAAUUUAAUGAACCAGGGUUCCUAUGUGACCUUCCAGACUAUUACACAUCAGUUAUUCUUAGAGAAGUUAAUAAUGGUCUUAAAUUCCCUAAUUUGUAAACAAUCUGUCUGACAGCGCAUUGAUGAAGUCAGAACUAUUUAAAGAUGGCUAUGUUCCAGGCUGUUGAGCAACAACAACCUUUUUGUCGGAGGUUCUCAUACAUCAGCUUCGUUUAGUUGAAUAAUACACAUCCACAAACGUGUUGAGAAGAUCUAACUUUUAUAAAUGCAUGUUCUUUAAAUAAAAUCAGGACGCUCACACCUGAUCGUCAUCCCACUGCGUGAAAACACCUGACUUGAAUUACUUUAUAUUAACCGCUAAUGCUUGAGGUUCACAUACCUUUGCUUACAUCUCUUUUCACGAUAUAGAAUACUGAACCAUUUUCCUUAAUAAUUUGAGUAAAAUGGCAGGGUUUUUUUUUUUCAGAUCAGAUCAUCAGAUUGAAAUAACUAUCAGGUAUUAGUGAACACCCUGUUUUAAGAAAAUGACAGAGUAUACUAUUUUGUAUCAUUUGUUUAAUUGGGUUCUCUUUGUCUACUUAUAUCUGAUAACGUUUUGGUAAUUAUGCAGAAAUUCUUUUUUUUUUUUAAUCCACAAACUUUAAAGCACCACUGUCCUGUUUUAAUAAAUGUAAGCUAUGAGUGAGCCUUUUAAUGAAGUUUCUCAGAUAUUUAAUAAAUGCACAGCUGCUACAGUCAUAUAAAUAUAUAAUGUUGUAAACAGAUACUGUGAUAUGACCCCUAAUGCACUAAGUUACAUGGGUAAAGCCUAUAUUUAGUAACAUUUGAUAGAAGUGAACAGCCUAUCUUGCGGAACGUUACAAACUUAAGUUCUUUCUUAAUUUAAAAGAUUUAAUAUAGAUUUUUAAAAUGUCUUUAUUAAUUGCACUACAUGAGGUUCUUAUUGUUCACUGUGCAGUUUCAGUGAACAUUCAAACUGUUUGAGUCCAAAUCAGAGCAAAACCUGUGGGUUUGUUGACUGGUUUGAUCUAAAUUGGUUUUACACUGCACAUAAUGAAAUAACUUGAAAAAGCAAAAAAAUGUUAGCUGAGGUCUGUGUAGGGCCUAAUUCUUUUGUUGGUGGGAAAUGAACACACCUUAGGGUUUGAUUCAAAUGAAUUAAACACUGCAUAUUUGAAAGUAUACUUAAUGUCUUAUUUGACAAACCUAUUAGGAACCACUGAGGAUUUGUAAUUUACUGUCAUCUGAAAAGAAUGAACCAUACAGCCAUUAUUGUCUAUAUAGCUGGUGACAAAACUGAGUACCAUGCAAAGCUAUUCAUCAUGUUCAUGUUUUUGUCUGCUUGACAGGACCUUACAGUUUUUAUAUCUUGUAUUAGAGCAGUUAAAAUUUGGUACUUUGAGUACAAUUCUCUCAUACUGACCAGUGGCUGUUCAACAUGGCACUUCAUGGCAAAAAACUUAAGUUUUGUAAGAAUUUAAGAAUUAGAAUAAAAGAAUAGAGAAUAAGAAGAUGCCUACACCCUGAAACUGAGAUUUAGUAGUGGCCAGGGUCAUACAGAGGUUUUCCAAGAUUGGUUCCACUCGGAACAGGCCUCUCAAGGGUCGUUCAAAGAAGUUGAGUCCUCGUGCUGUGUGUCAGGUGCAGAAGCUGCUUCAAAAAAAACAGACACAAAUGCUGCCAGUAUUGCUUUAGAGGUUGCAGAAGCAGAAGGUCAGCUUGUCAGUGCAUGGUCUUCGUCCCAGGAGAAGCUGACUCACAGGAAAGCCCGCAAACAGUUUACUAAAGACAACCUGUCCAAGAGCAUGAAUUACUGGAACCUGUGGUCUGAUGAGGCUAAGAUAAACUUGUUUGGCUUAGAUGGUGUCCAACAUGUGUGGUGUCGCCCUGGUGAGAAGUACCAAGAGUGCCUACAGUCGAGCAUGGUGGUGGUAGCAUCAUGCUCGUUUGGGGCUUUUGUUCAUUAAGGGAAACAUGGACUCCAACAAGUACUGUGACAUUCUGAAGCAGAACAUAAAGCCCUCCUUUUAAAAAAUGGGCCAAACGGCAGUUUUACAAAAUGAAAACGACCCAAACACACCACCAAGAUAUAAACUGCGGAAGGAAGCUGAAGGUGAUGGAGUGGCUAAGUAGGUCUCCAGACCUGCACCCUACUGAGCACCUGUGGGGUAUCCUCAAAUGGAAGGUGGAAAAGUGCAAUGUUUCAUCAUCCAGCAGCUCUGUAAUAUCACUAUGAAGGAGUGAAAGAGGAUCCCAGCAACAACCUGUGCAGCUCUGGUGAAUUCCAUGCUCAGGAGGAUUAAGGUAAUGCUGAAUAACAAUGCUGCUCACACAAAACAUUGACAUUUGGACGCAGUUUUGACAUGUACUCACUUUUGUUGCCAGUUUUUUUUACAAUAAUGGCUAUACGUUGAGUUAUUUUCAGUAAAUCUGCACUGCUAUACAAUCUGCACAUGGACUACUCUAAUAUAUAUAUCUAGUAUUGUCCGUUGAGAAGGUAAUGGCUGAAAUGUGAGGAGUGUACUCACUUUUGUAAUAUACUGUAGGAUAAAAAAAAGGGAAUCAAAUGUUCUUUAGUGUAAGCAUUACUGCUGUAACAACACUAACGUCUAUAAUUGAAGUCUUAAAUAUUGCACAACUGGAAAUAUGUCUAUGUCUAUAUGCAAUUAUACAUUUCUGUAUCAGUGCCUAACACACAUUCUGGCAUUUCAGUGAAAUGAAAUGUGCAGGUUGGGAGCAAUGCAAACUUCAGUGCCUUUUAUGUUUAUAUUCAUACUGGUCUCAUGGAUCAUGAUGUGUUGGUGACUAAUGUAGCACUGGUUAUUUUUAAACAGUUUAUUUGGUUAGAAAAUAAUCCAGGCCGAGAACAAGAGAGAAAAGCUAAUGUACAAAAACAGAUUGUCCAUCGAUACAAAACUGGCAAUUCUGGGCAAUGAGCUACAGGCAGAUCUCAGAAUACUUCAGAUAUAUAGUUCUUGAACAAGGGGUACAAUGUCAUGUACACAAAAUCACUAUAUGAAAAUAAACCAUUUGAGUUAAAACCUUUACAUUGCCUCUUGCAAAUUGUCUUUGUAACAUCAUUAACACAUUUCUUUUGUUUUCUAAUAAAACUGCUGUUCAAUGCAAAAGGACCUUUUGUACCCUUUAAAUGCCCUAUAUCUAAUUGUAAGGAUUUAAAAUGACACGAGCAGAGCAAAUGGCAAGGAAAUAUAUUUGAAAUACAAAUAACUGCAUUUGAAUUUUAGUGUUUCAUUUGUAAUUUAGUCAAAGUUUGGUAUAAUUUCUAUCAUUUUUUUUUAUAUAAGGCCUGGUUGAUGCAUAUAUUUCCAAAUUCCAAAUAUGAACAUGAGAUCACUGAGGACAUUGCAGAGUGUGAUACCAGAAAUGUUUCUCAGAGCCCUUUCUGUCAAGUGUUUUAAAGUGUGCUGCAAAGCAGUUUGGCUUUGUGCAGGUUUCAAGCAUUCGUGCUAUGCAAAUGGUGGCAGAUGCAGUGUUUACUAUGCAGAACAAAAAAAAAAAAAAACACAAUUCAUGACUGAAUCAGCGAGUGAGCCAUGGCAGUGAGUGACAGAUGCAGUAUUCCCAGCAUCUCGUUACAUUUCUUUUUUCAUCCCUGGAGUUUUCUGGAGUCAAACACGAGAUGACAAGCCGUAUUCAAAUGGAGCAUAGAAACUGACUGUGCAGUACAAAACUAUGAUAUGUCCACAUUUGGACCAACAAAGUUUGAUGUAACAUGACAUUUCAUCAAAUGGGCUUUAUAAAAGAUUGUCUUUGUGUACAGUAGCAUGAAAAGUGCAAAAAGCAUUUUUUUUUAAAGUUCAAAUAUCUCUCCGCAAGAGUGAAAGUGUGAAAAAAGCUCUAUGGCUCAGACAAUAAGUCAGGUUUCAUUUGCUUAAAGCAAACAUGCUUGGAGUUUCUACCCCUUAAAAUG
Messenger RNA from Silurus meridionalis, 6812 nucleotides. It is a transcript of the gene chdh, whose product is annotated as choline dehydrogenase. Lineage: Eukaryota; Metazoa; Chordata; Actinopteri; Siluriformes; Siluridae. The record is from RefSeq and is a predicted model, not a curated record. Gene Ontology annotation, cellular component: mitochondrial inner membrane. The transcript is spliced from 8 exons. Gene Ontology annotation, molecular function: flavin adenine dinucleotide binding; choline dehydrogenase activity. Bases 210 to 2000 code for a protein of 596 amino acids.